CGCGAGUCUCGCACGCAGCGGUACGAUGACAACAACGCACCGCUCAUGUAUGUCCGCAUUCAAGUUGGGCAAGCGUCCUGCAGCGCUUUGCUGGAUAACGGCACGUCUCGCAAUUUCAUGAGCCAAUCCUUUAUGCAAAAGGCUGGCCUUAGGGCACAAGUUCGAAGGAAGGCAAACCCGACGGCGAUCAAGUUGGCGGAUGGGAAAACGCAUCAACUUCUCGACCGAUACAUCGAGGCCGUACCGGUUUAUUUCGCACCUCAUGCAUGCGAACCGGUGACAUUCGAUAUUCUCGACACGGACUUCGACAUCAUUCUGGGAAUGCCUUGGCUUGCACGUGCGGAUCACACGGUCAACUUCCACCGGCGGACUCUUAGCGUUCGCGACGCCUUCGGCGCGGAAGUGGCGUGUACAAUUCCUCUACCGCACCCUUCGAUUCGGUGCCAAGUGGUGACGGCCAAAUCAUUAAGGGCGACUUGCGCUUACAAGCAGCCCGAGGAAAUUGGCCUACGUUUCCUACGGACCGUCGCGGUAGCCGACUCUUCACCCACGGAGUUGUCUUCGGACCCCCGGGUGGUGCGGUUGCUGGACGAGUUCGCCGACAUCUUCGAGUCACCUACCGGUGUGGUGCCGGAUCGGCCGAUCUCUCACGAGAUCAUUCUUGAAGCCGGUGCCGUGCCGCCGAAAGGUUGCAUCUAUCAGAUGAGCGAGGAGGAGCUUGAGGUCCUCCGUGCACAACUCGACGAUUUGUUGGCCAAGGGCUGGAUCCGCCCUAGCAGCUCUCCAUAUGGAGCACCAGUCCUCUUCGUCCGGAAGAAGAACAAGGAUCUACGAUUGUGUAUCGACUACCGCAAGCUCAACGAGCAAACCGUCAAGAAUGCGGGGCCUUUUCCUCGCAUCGACGAUCUUCUUGAGCGACUGGGAGACGCAAAGUAUUUUUCUAAGUUGGAUUUGAAAUCGGGAUAUCAUCAAAUCUCGAUCCGGCCGAACGAUCGCUACAAGUCCGUGUUCAAGACGCGGUACGAACAUUUUGAGUGGGUCGUCAUGCCUUUUGGCCUCACCAACGCCCCGGCAACCUUUCAAGCGGCAAUGACCAAUGAGUUUCGUGCAAUGUUGGACCGGUUCGUGCUGGUUUACUUAGACGAUAUUCUCGUCUAUAGCCGGUCAUUGGAGGAUCAUCUUGGGCAUCUUCGACGAGUGUUGGAGACGCUCCGCCGCGCCAAGUACAAGGCCAACCGCGACAAGUGCGAAUUUGUCCGGCAAGAGCUGGAAUACUUGGGCCAUUUUGUCACACCGGAGGGCAUCAAUCCGCUAUCGGACAAGAUUCAGGCCAUCCAAGAGUGGCCAGAGCCUUGGAACGUCAUGGAUGUUCGUUCGUUCCUUGGCCUUGCCGGCUACUACCAGCGUUUUAUCAAAGGCUACUCGAAGAUCGCGACCCACUUGACCAAGCUUCAAUACGAGGAUCGACCGUUUGACUUCGGAGAGGAGGCGCGGGAAUCAUUUUUGGCUCUCAAAGCCGCGCUAUUAUCUGCGGAGGUCUUGCAGAUAUACGACCCGCUUUUCCCUAUGCGCGUCACUACGGAUGCGUCAGGCUAUGGCAUUGGUGCAGUCCUCGAGCAACAUGAUGGUGUGGACUGGCACCGAGUCGAGUGUUUCAGCAAGAAAGUGCCCGACGUGCAUUCCAUUGACGAUGCACGCAAGAAGGAGCUCCUCGCCUUCGUCCACGCGCUCAAGCGGUGGCGGCACUUCCCCGUGGGUCGAAGCCAAUUUCGAUGGGUAACGGACAACAAUCCGUUGGUCUUUUACAAGACCCAAGACACCGUCAACAGCACCAUCGCUCGAUGGAUGGCUUUCAUCGACCUGUUCGACUUCUUUCCUGAUCACAUUCCGGAAGUCGAACCGUUUUGCGGAUGCUCUUUCACGGCGUCCGGAUCACUGUACCGCGGUCUACUCAACCUUCGAGAUCGACGAUGACUUGCGGAACAACGUCAUCCGCGGCUACCAAGCCGACCCCGAGUUUCGCGACAAGUACGCAAAUU
Molecule: messenger RNA, 2039 nt
Organism: Chara braunii
Lineage: Eukaryota; Viridiplantae; Streptophyta; Charophyceae; Charales; Characeae
Source: the annotation of a GenBank genome assembly